Molecule: messenger RNA, 326 nt
Organism: Scutellospora calospora
Lineage: Eukaryota; Fungi; Glomeromycota; Glomeromycetes; Diversisporales; Gigasporaceae
Source: the annotation of a GenBank genome assembly
AUGACAAUAUUCGACAAAAAGAUGACGAGAUUCGACAAAAAGAUGACAAUAUUCGACAAAAAGAUGACGAGAUUCGACAAAAAGAUGAUGAAAUUCGGCAAAAAGAUGGCGAGAUUCGGCAAAAAUAUAAGGAAAUAAUGCAAAAGGAUAAAGAAACAUUGCAAAAUAAUGCAAUAAUUAAGCAGAGAGAAGAGGAUAUACAAAAACAAAAACUAGAAAUUGAAUCUUUUGAAAAUCAGCUUGAAGAGACUACAAUAUUUGUAGAAGAAGCACAACAAUUAAUUAUAAAGUUUUCAGAAAGUAUAGUAAAAAAAUCAAACAAUUAA